This is a messenger RNA of Ilyonectria robusta, 1344 nucleotides long. RefSeq lists its product as uncharacterized. Lineage: Eukaryota; Fungi; Ascomycota; Sordariomycetes; Hypocreales; Nectriaceae. Bases 1 to 1344 code for a protein of 447 amino acids. The record is from RefSeq and is a predicted model, not a curated record. The transcript has 6 exons.
AUGACUUGGACUUUGAGAAGUCAAAAACCCCUGGUUUUACAUGAUAACCUCAAGUACUUGUCCACAAACCACGACCACUUCAUUCAAUGUGAAGGCAAUACCUUCACCUGCCUGUAUAUUGAAAGGGCGACGAGUGCCACUUGGUUGCAGGGUUUUGGUGCUUUCGGCGAAUUGACGAUGAUGGAUUACUUGUCUCUAGUAUUCCACUCUGCGAGUACAGCAAUUCAAGCGGCUACCAAUGAUGAUAUUUUUCGCACCGUGGUAAACGAUCUUGACCCUCUCGGAAACGAACUCUGGCUCUGCAACAUUGACUACUACGAAGACGCACCGAUAGGCAUUUACGGAUGUGACAACUUGGAACACUCUGGUGAUGAUCAGCAAGGACAAUUGACUGUCGCUGGCUACCACAAUUCGGACCACAUCCUGUUCAACACACCCGCUGAAUGCUCCGCCGGCCAGCAAUACCGCCCUCAUACGGCUCAUGAACUUUUCAACGACCACAAUCUUUCGCUUCUGUUAUCCCCUUCAACGCAUCCCGACUUGUCCUCUCUCAACCCUAUAGUGUUCUCUGACUCUAGGGCUUCCUGGUCCCCCGAGACGCGACCAGGGCCCAGUAUUCCCUCCAACUUCCUCCCGUCCCCGACUCAUAUCGAUAAACCAACCGAGAUCCCCGAAUCGAUAACCUCCGCCUUCGUUUACUGUCAAAGAUGUCCUCGAAAAUUCCCGAGCAAGCACGAACUGGACAUCAACGCCCAACUUGUCGAUGCUCCUGUGUUCGAUGCUCAGGCCAACGAGAUUCCGAAUUUUCGGGGCCUUUUUGUGACGGACCCUAUCAAUGCGCGUGUGGGGAGCUUCGCAGCUCGAACAAAGCUCGAUUCAAAGAGCACAUCAGACCACGACGGCAGUUCCAGUGUAGCUGCGCUUCUCCAGAUUUGCGCAAAACUUCACAAAUCAGUUAUGACAGUGGUUGAGACUGGACUUGUGGAGAUGCUAAACUGGGUGCCUACAAUGAUAUGGGUUCUGCCUCGCAGGGAGAGUAGGGAUGGAGUGGGUUUAAAUUGGGCCAACGCUAGGUCUAGAAAUUCACGAGAAGAACAAUACCAAGUUGGGCUGUUCUACUUUAGAGGGUAUCCGGCCUUGGUGGCGGAACCGUUAAUAUUUGGCAAGUUGGAUAUGCAACCGUCCCCUGGGAUAGUGGUGAGGUUUAUACUCACUGGGAACCUUAAGCACCUUGUUUCAUCUGUCGGCCCGAAUUAUGGAUACCGUAUUAUUAUCCCAGCUAUUUUUACUACUGGCCUUGCGCCCAAUCCUGGGGCGAUAAGAAAACCGAUUGUUUUACGAUGA